CUUUGCCUGACACAGGCCAAAGUGGAAUUAAAAGCCAUUCAAUAUGCCAGUGAAUCACCACCCAAUUUCGAUACUAUGUCAAAGGAAACAAAGAUCGAUUUUGAGAAACCAUACCCGGAUGAAGAGAAAAUGCGUCGAGGUAUCUUGUACUGGCAAAAUGCACCUCAACAAAGUCAGGAAGACAGAUUUGAGAGCUCAGAUAGUGAAAUGUCAGUCAAUGAGGAAACUUUGGAUUCAAGUGGAAAUAAACAGACGGAAGAUACGGGUGGAGAUCCUUUCUGGAUUUUAGAUUUGAAUCCGGAUAUGCAAUCAUAA
Molecule: messenger RNA, 315 nt
Organism: Mucor mucedo
Lineage: Eukaryota; Fungi; Mucoromycota; Mucoromycetes; Mucorales; Mucoraceae
Exons: 3
Source: RefSeq, a predicted model, not a curated record